GAGAAACGUCAGCGCGGAAGAGAGGGGUUCAGGAGAGGGGCAGUGAGCGAGCGGAGCGCGGCUGCGCUGACGUGACGUCCAGUUCGAUACAUUAUCGGAACGUGGUGACCGUUGUUGCAUUUGGGAGCGCGCGCGGCUGCGAUGACGUGCCGUCCAGUUCGAUACAUUAUCGGAACGUGGUGACCGUUGUUGCAUUUGGGAGCGGGACGGGGCAAGGAACGCCUCGAGCUUUGCCCCGCCGGUGACGAGAGGGAAGCACGCUCCGCUUGAUUGGCCGGUCGAUCGGAAGAUUGGCGAAGGUGAACAGGAGGCUGCAAACUGAUUGGAUGGGGUCGAUUGGGGCGAUGACGCGAGCGUCGCUGACUUGCUGGCCCCGUGGAGUGACAGGGGGCUGGUGGUGGAAGCGGGCUGUUCCGGCUUUAGUUGCGGCUGGGGCAGCCAAUUGGUGCCGACGGCCUCCUCUGCAGUGUCGCCCUAGUUCGGUAGCAAGCCAGCACUCCUGGUCCGUUGGGAAAAGGAGCACAGUAGCCAUGCCGGAAAUAAACACUGACAACCUGGAUGCAAAACAGGUCCAGCUCUUGGCUGAAAUGUGCAUCCUGAUCAACGAGAAUGACAUUAAAACUGGAGCAGAUACAAAGAGGAAUUGUCACCUUAAUGAAAACAUUAAUAAAGGUUUGCUCCACAGAGCCUUCAGUGUUUUCAUCUUCAACAGCGAGGGGAAGCUUCUGCUGCAGCAGCGAUCCGACGCCAAGAUCACUUUUCCUGGUUGUUUUACAAACACUUGCUGCAGUCACCCACUUAGCACGGCAGCAGAAAUGGAGGAGAGAGAUGCAAUUGGUGUAAGACGAGCAGCCCAGCGCAGGUUAAAAGAAGAGUUUGGCAUCCCCAUGCAACAGGUCCCGUUAGAAGAGAUGAAUUACUUGACCCGUAUUCACUACAAGGCUCAGUCUGAUGGGAUCUGGGGAGAGCAUGAAAUUGACUAUAUAAUAUUUAUACAGAAGGAUGUAACUUUGAAACCUGACCCAAAUGAGAUCAAAAGUUACUGCUACGUGACAAAAGAGGAACUGAAGGACCUACUGGAGAAAGCAGAAAACAAAGAAGUGAAAAUCACACCAUGGUUCAAACUUAUUGCUGAGAAGUUUCUCUUUACAUGGUGGGACAGUCUGCAUAAUCUUAAGCAGUUCAUUAACCAUGAGGAAAUUCACCGAAUGUAAAAUACUUUAUUGGUUACUGAAUUCCCUUGAAGAGAACUAACCAAUGAAGUCACUAAUUUUUGUAAAUCAUUCACAUUGGAAUUUACAGAGAAGCAGCUGUUGUGCUCAGUAACAUGCAAAUGAAACCCGAGUGGGGUACUGGUUUUCAGGAAAAUGUAGUAAUUGUCUAAGGUAAUUGUUCUACAAGAUGUUCAUUUAAUUGAGGUGUAUUCAAGUUUAUGUAUCAGCCAUAUGCAGAGCUGUACUGACACGCGAGUUAUAAAUUUGUAAACACUCUAUUGAGGUUUUUUGUCAAUUAUGAGCAUCCUGUUUACAGUUAAAUAGCUCUAUAUAGAUUUCAGUUGUAUGUGGAUACAUGCUUUGAUAAUAAAUAAAAUGAAUGAAACCCA
Hypanus sabinus (Atlantic stingray) is the source of this 1603-nucleotide messenger RNA. It is a transcript of the gene idi1, whose product is annotated as isopentenyl-diphosphate delta isomerase 1. The coding region runs from base 327 to 1214 and encodes 295 amino acids. Lineage: Eukaryota; Metazoa; Chordata; Chondrichthyes; Myliobatiformes; Dasyatidae. The record is from RefSeq and is a predicted model, not a curated record. Gene Ontology annotation, cellular component: cytoplasm. The transcript is spliced from 5 exons. Gene Ontology annotation, molecular function: isopentenyl-diphosphate delta-isomerase activity. Gene Ontology annotation, biological process: isopentenyl diphosphate biosynthetic process; isoprenoid biosynthetic process.